AUGUCGGGCAAGUACGUCUUCACCAAGGGUCUGAAAGAGCUCCGCUUCCUCUUCUGCCAGUCGUCUGAGCAGAGCGCGGCCACAAGGUUGGUGCCAUUCGCCUCGAGAGAGAGAAAGAAAGAGCCCCCGGAACUUGAGACUGACCCCAAUGCCAAUUGCUCCAGGUCCUUCCUGAACCGCGCCUACCCAACCAUGAAGAAGCACAACCCUCACACGCCCAUUAUGAUGCGCGAGGCUAGGGGCACCGAGCCGCGAGUCUUUGCUCGAUACGAUCUCGGCAAGGAGUCGCAGGAAGCCCUGUCCGGCCUGUCGGACCAGCAGAUCGAAGAGCGCAUCACGCAUCUGGUGAAGCAGACCUCAUGA
This is a messenger RNA of Penicillium alfredii, 363 nucleotides long. RefSeq names its product L51/S25/CI-B8 domain-containing protein. The transcript has 3 exons. NCBI's taxonomy places the organism in Eukaryota, Fungi, Ascomycota, Eurotiomycetes, Eurotiales, Aspergillaceae. Bases 1 to 363 code for a protein of 120 amino acids. The record is from RefSeq and is a predicted model, not a curated record.